Toxorhynchites rutilus septentrionalis is the source of this 1048-nucleotide messenger RNA. Its product is annotated as histone H1B-like. The record is from RefSeq and is a predicted model, not a curated record. Gene Ontology annotation, biological process: nucleosome assembly; negative regulation of DNA recombination; chromosome condensation. The transcript has a single exon. The coding region runs from base 33 to 713 and encodes 226 amino acids. Gene Ontology annotation, cellular component: nucleosome; nucleus. Lineage: Eukaryota; Metazoa; Arthropoda; Insecta; Diptera; Culicidae. Gene Ontology annotation, molecular function: nucleosomal DNA binding; structural constituent of chromatin; double-stranded DNA binding.
CGUUGAAACAUAGUAGUGAAAUACAGUGAAAAAUGGCCGAUACAGCUACUGAAGUCGUUACCGCAGCAUCGGUUGCCGCAUCUCCAGCCAAGACACCGAAAAAGGCUCGUGCUCCUAAAGGAGAGGGUAAGAAACCGAAAAAGCCAGCCACUCAUCCACCAGUGAAUGAAAUGGUUUUAGCCGCCAUCAAGACUUUGAAGGAACGUAAUGGAUCAUCUCUUCAGGCCAUCAAGAAGUAUAUCGGUGCCAAUUACAAGUGCGACGUUGCUAAGCUCUCAACUUUCAUCAAGAAAUCUCUGAAGAGUGGUGUUGAGAAAGGUAGUCUUGUGCAAACCAAAGGAAGUGGAGCAUCGGGGUCCUUUAAAAUUAAAUCUAAGGACAAGACACCUGCGGGCGAGAAGAAACCAAAGAAAACUGCGGCUGGGAAGAAGCCUUCAGGGGAAAAGAAAGUUGCCAAAAAGGCAGCCACUCCCAAAACUGCUGCCGUCAAAAAGCCUAAGGCAGCACCAGCAAAGAAAGCGGUUGAGAAGAAGGCUAAAGCAGCCGUCGCCAAAGUUGCCAAAAAGGCUGGAACCGUGAAAAAAGCGGCCGCUCCCAAACAGAAAGCAACCAAACCAUCGAAAACAGCGGCGAAGAAGCCUAAAACUCCAAAACCGAAAAAGGCUGCACCGGCUAAGAAACCCGCUCCGAAGAAAGCCGCCGCCAAGAAGUAAAGUUCAGUCGAUUGAAAUGAUUUAAAAACAAACAGUCCUUCUCAGGACUACAAACACAUUGAAUCGAAAGAGUAACAAAAGUUUUUCACCUCAAAUAAUAAUUCAAAUGAUUUUUUUAUAACAGUUAAUAUACAUUUUCACACAUCUGCAUCAUGUGUCCAACAUUGUACACUAUUAAGAAUGUUCAUAUUCUAACGUAACGAGAUAUGAUGGCCAACUGAUGAUAUCGAAAAGCAUCAAUUGUGUAACAAACUUUACUUCGAGCCUGCAUUAGGUUGCGACCACAUGAGGUUUUGGUCUAAAAUCAUUCAUAGCCAUCGCGAUCGUUUUGAGAU